Molecule: messenger RNA, 1710 nt
Organism: Trichoderma breve
Lineage: Eukaryota; Fungi; Ascomycota; Sordariomycetes; Hypocreales; Hypocreaceae
Product: transmembrane amino acid transporter protein domain-containing protein
Exons: 5
Coding region: 1-1710 (569 amino acids)
Source: RefSeq, a predicted model, not a curated record
AUGAUGAUACAUCAGGAUGACAUUGCAGUUCUGGAUGACGGCCCCAGCGUCGCAGAAAUGCGCAAAGACAGCGAGAAUCUUCAAGCUGGCAACAUAUUGUACAUGAAAGAUUCCGAAAUCCCCAUUGAAGAGUUUAUAUAUUUCGCCAAACUUUCUCGCGCUCGGGAGUUGAGCAGCACUUCACAACCUGGGCAUAUCACAGCAUCUACUAAUGCUACCAGUUCUGGUGGAGAUGCCUUUGGCAGGUCUGUAAAAGAAUCCCGGGGAGCCAUGGCUCCCCUCAAUUGCGGAGAGGUGGAGCAUUUAUCGCGGGUCGAAUCAAAGAAGAAAUCUACACCCGAAGCAUUUGCACCACUAGAUAUUUCUGAGGGCGAAUGGACCCAGGCUUCUAGGGCGGCCAGAACUGCUACAUGGGUAUCCAUCUUCUACUUGAUUACAACUGAUGUGCUGGGACCUUUUUCGACUGGCUACGCCUUCUCCCAAAUGGGCCUUGCUCCAGGCGUUGUCCUGUACACUGUCUUUGGUGCUUUAGCCGGAUACAGCGGAUUUUUGCUGUGGCGCUUAUUUCUCCAACUUGACAGCGACGAACACCCCCUAAGAGGGUACAGCGACCUGGCUUUGCGUAUAUACGGACCGUGGUUUCAGCAUGUGUGCAAUAUUUUGCAGUCAUUUCAGUUCUUUCUCACCGUCAUGGUUAUCAUGAUCACAAAUGGCCAGUCCAUAAGACAGAUCCGAACUCUCAAAAACUUGGGCUGGGUAGGGUCCGUGAGUGUGUUUCUGAACUUGUUUGUGAUCUUCGCAACAAUGGGCGUCAUGGCUCAUAGUCCGCCAAACUACAUUCUCUAUGCUACAACUCACCCCGAAUUCAAUAUUCAAGCUCCCGAUCCCGUUUCGGUUUCCAUUACUGCACCACCAGGACUCACAUUAGUGGAUAAUGUGAACGGCUUGAUGAAUGCCGUAUUCUCGUUUGGUGGUGCGACCAUGUUUGUCGAGUUAAUGGCUGAAAUGCGACGACCGAUGGACUUUUGGAAAGGUCUCCUAUGUGCUGAUCUUCUCAUCUUCUUAUGUUACAUGGUGUAUGGUAUUUACUGCUACGUGAUGCAGGGACAGUACGCAUACAUCAAUUCCUAUCAGGGAAUUUCUCCAUACAAUUGGCAAACCGUCUGCAACGCAAUUGAACUAUUGACCAACGUCAUCGCCGCAGUUCUAUAUGCCAACAUUGGUAUGAAAGUCUUAUACAACAGUGUUGGCCGCCACUUCUUUAGGAUCCCUGAUCUGAACAGUGCAUCCGGAAAGUGGAUCUGGGCCUUUUUUGUUCCUGUCUACUGGAUGCUUGCCUGGGUUGUCGCAUUGUCUGUACCACAAAUAACAUCUUGGACGGUUCUCGUUGGAGCUGGAGCGCUUCUGCAAUUCACAUAUACCUUUCCUGUUUUCUUGGCACUUGGGUUCAGAGCUCAAAGGGACUCAGCUUUGCCGGAAGAGGUUUAUGAUCCUCUACAUCGCCGAGUGGAGCGGGUAGAUCACGGCCUUAAGCGCUGGGUUCGGGGAUUGAAAAAGGAACUGUGGUGGAACAUAUUUGAUGGAGUGAUCUAUGUGGGCUCCCUGGUGACCUGCGUCCUAGGGCUCUAUGCAGGCUUCAAGACUCUAGUCGAAGGGUACAUCGAUUCGCCGAGUUUGGUAGGCUGGCAAUGUUCGAGCCCAACGGGCUGA